AUGGCUCCUGUCGACAUCAUUGGACAGGACGCCACUACCAGGAAGAGUUCGCUCCAACCAUCUAUGCUAUCCAUCAAUGAAACGAUAGGAUCCGACAAGGAUAUCUGUCGCAUCUGUCAUUGCGAAGGAGAUAUACAGCUGCCGCUAAUAUCACCGUGCUUCUGUGCUGGUUCCUUGAAAUACGUCCAUCAGGCAUGUUUGCAACAAUGGAUCAAAUCCUCGGAUACGAAAUGUUGUGAGCUCUGCAAGUUCGAGUUCAUAAUGAACACGAAAGUAAAGCCAUUCACCAAGUGGGAACGGCUCGACCUCAGUGCCAUAGAGCAACGGAAAGUGUUCUGUUCUAUAACGUUUCAUCUGGUUGCGAUAACCUGCGUGGUGUGGUCCUUGUACGUUCUGAUAGAUCGAACAUCGGAGGAAAUGAAGGUUGGGGAUCUAGAUUGGCCAUUCUGGACGAAACUCAUAGUGCUCGCUGUCGGUUUCACUGGUGGAGCUGUAUUCAUGUAUGUCCAAUGUCGAAUGUACUUCCAACUCUUCAAACGAUGGAAAGCAUUCAAUCGUAUUAUAUUCGUGCAAAACGCUCCGCCCAAAGAUAAAGAUCUGCCGACUGCUAGGGACCUCAUGCCGGUCAAUAUUUUCAUUCAAGAUGAUUCUAAUCAUCAAGUAAAUCAAACGAAAAGAUCUUGCGAUGACACUAGCUGUACGUCUCCUCUCUCCGAGCAGAAUGCUGAAAUUGGCAGCUUGGCAACGAUGCCGCCAGACGAUACUUGCUGAUGGCCACGGGAAAGAUGUGUGAAUAGAUUUAUAUUUUUCCAGCUCAAUGAUACUUUCAAAUCCGCAUACGAUUCUAGUCUCUUAGGCUUCUAGGGUAAGCUCGAUUUGCGAUACGAUGGAUUAUUUAUUGUGCGAGUACCCACCGACAGCAAGCAAUCGAUCAUGCUCCUUCGAUGCGCGGGCAGCAUUGCUUCCAUGGUAGCGAAUCAGUGUAUAGAUAUCAAUUGAUACACGAUGGUGAGGACGGUGGUUCGGAUGAUAUUUUCCUGGUACUCAUGCGACCCUCUAAUUCUCGGUGAUUAUGGCGUUUGCCGCGACAUUUUCCUUAAGUAUCAGAAGGAUCAGUGUCGUGAUCCUGCUCGGAUUGUGCACAUAUGAAGAAUCGAAGACUGGAGAAUUUUUAAUACGUCAGGCUCCGAUGCUGGUUCCAUAAUCCAUGCGUUCAUUGGACCGAGCGUGGGAGUGAUGCUGGACGAGCAAUCCUUUGUAUAGGCUGCAUACGAGUAUAAGAUAGAAGAAAGUCGGGCUGUGGUGCGACGGAGUGCGGAUCUUUUGCCAUGCGGUUCUGCAGGAGUGUGCUCUUGAUUUUUUUGUGAUAAUUGAGACAGAGAAUGCCUCAGAAGCCGACGGAGAAAUCUGUCGAAUGCAUCGCAGGUGUUGGAUUUAUGCUCAUCGUAUUGAAACCGCGCUCAUCGACUCGAUUUGCUGCUGUCGAAGACUUGAUUGAGCGC
Molecule: messenger RNA, 1502 nt
Organism: Galendromus occidentalis (western predatory mite)
Lineage: Eukaryota; Metazoa; Arthropoda; Arachnida; Mesostigmata; Phytoseiidae
Product: E3 ubiquitin-protein ligase MARCH8
Exons: 4
Coding region: 1-771 (256 amino acids)
Molecular function (GO): zinc ion binding
Source: RefSeq, a predicted model, not a curated record